Tripterygium wilfordii is the source of this 883-nucleotide messenger RNA. RefSeq lists its product as uncharacterized. The record is from RefSeq and is a predicted model, not a curated record. The transcript is spliced from 3 exons. Bases 203 to 715 code for a protein of 170 amino acids. Lineage: Eukaryota; Viridiplantae; Streptophyta; Magnoliopsida; Celastrales; Celastraceae.
AGAUUUAUCGGGUGAGAACUUAUGCACUUUGCAGAUAGGAACGAGCCCUUCUCCGUCUCUGUUUUUCUCUCCCCACCAUAGAAGGAAAAAGACGGGACUCGGUUAGAGAAUUCUGUGGUUCUAUUGCAUCUCUGAUAGAGGGGAAGAGAGGGAUAGUUCAAAAUCACCCGGUUGGUAGAACGAGGCGAUACCAAGUCACACAAUGGAUCAAAUAUUGAACAAGGUAGGCUCGUAUUGGCUUGGCAAGAGGGCAAGCAAGGAGAUCGACUCCGUAGGCGAUGACUUCAAUUCUUUGCAAAGCAGUAUUGAAGGAGGAACUAAAUGGUUGGUCAACAAAAUCAAAGGAAAAAUGCAAAAGCCAUUGCCCGAGUUAUUGAAGGAAUAUGGAUUGGCUAUAGGAAUUUUCCCUCGUGAUGCCACCAAUUAUGAGUUUAAUGAAGAGACCGGAAAGCUUACUGUAUUUGUUCCCUCAAUCUGUGAAGUGGGAUACAGGGACUCAUCGGUCCUGCGUUUUGACACAACUGUAACUGGAUAUCUGGAGAAAGGGAAGCUAACCGAUGUAGAGGGUAUGAAGACAAAGGUUAUGAUUUGGGUUAAGGUCUCCUGUAUCACAGCGGAUGGAUCGAAACUCCAUUUCACAGCUGGGAUGAAGAAAAGCAGGAACAGAGAGGCUUAUGAGGUCCUUAGAGAUGGAGUCAGUGUAGAAAAGUUUUAAGGGGCAUGAUUUCUUCAGAGACAUAUCUUUAUGAAACGUACUUAUUCGCAUGGCUUUGGACCUGGUAUGUAUAUAUUGUGCGAGCACGAUCAGUAGAAAUAACUGCUUCCCAGUAAGGUGUUGUCCUAAGAACUUAAAAAUAAAAUAAAAGAAUUACGUUUGAACUUA